GGAGAGACACAAAUGGGGACAAUGAGAAGCACAGACAAACCAGUGGAGAUAAACAAGAACCACAAUGUAUGAUCAAGGAGGAGCGUGAUUGUUGUUUAAUUAUAAACAAACAUAUAUAUAAUUAAGUAAGUACGUACUUUUAAUUUUUAUAUAAAAAAAACCGAAAGAAAUGAUGGGUGGAUCCAAGAAGAAGAAGGAACAAGUGAUAAAGAGAGCAGCUCGGAAGUUGCUCCAUACUUGCGGCGGCUCUUUCCCAUCUUUCCGGCAAUCUCCCAUACCCACUACCACCACCACCACCACUUUAAUGAAAGAGGAUGCGGAUGAGGGGGUAACAAUUUCUUUUAAUAAUAAUAAUGAUGAUGUUAAUUCUCCUAAACCUAAUCAUCACCCAACAACAGAACCAGCAGAUCUAACUACCACCUCAUCUUCCAAGACCAUGUGUGCUAUAUGUCUGGAAGCUCUGAACUACAGCACAUCAUGCACUGGUCAAGGCCAGGCUAUAUUUACAGCUCAAUGCUCUCAUGCUUUCCAUUUUGAUUGUAUUGCUUCCAAUGUUCGCCAUGGAGGGGUGACCUGCCCUAUUUGCCGUGCACAGUGGACUCACCUGCCUCGUAACUUAAAGAUACCACCUUGCAGUUUCCUUUAUGGCAACCAAAGUGAUGAUCCCAUCCUUCAGAUUCUUGACGACUCCAUUGCCACUUUCCGCGUUCACAGGCGUUCCAUUUUACGGUCAGCACGUUAUGAUGAUGAUGACCCAAUUGAACCCAGUCAUAGUCUCAAUCAUUCUCGUCUUCAUCUCUCCAUUUUAUCCGAGCCUCUAUCUCAUCAAACAACAGGCUAUAGCUCGUCCUCGUUAUCACCGGAACCUUCUUAUGGAGCUAGUCUAUGUGUAAGACUAGCACACCAACCAGCGAUGGAUUUGGUACUAGUCGCUUGCCCAAAUGGGCCCCAUCUUAGGCUUGUAAAGCAGUCAAUGGCGUUAGUUGUUUUUUCACUUCGGCCAGUUGACCGUUUGGCUGUUGUAACCUACUCGUCUGCUGCAGCACGUGUCUUUCCUCUCAGGCGAAUGACAUCAUAUGGGAAAAGAGCAGCACUUCAGGUAAUUGAUAGGUUGUUUUACAUGGGGCAAGCAGAUCCAGUUGAAGGGCUAAAGAAAGGAGUAAAAGUAUUAGGGGACCGAGCCUAUGAAAACCCUCAAUCAUGUAUCCUACACCUUUCAGACAGCCCAACAAGAUCAUAUCUUGGGUUUGACACAGAAGUAGCAGUCCAAAUUCAUCGUUUUCAUGUGGGAUUUAGUUUUGGGAUUUCAAAUGGGUUCGUGAUGCAUGAGUUUGAGGAGUUUUUAGGUAGAGUUUUGGGGGAUAAAAUAAGAGACGUUCAGCUGAGGAUCAGAGAGGAUGGUAGGAUUGUGAGGCUUGGUGAACUUAGAGGCGGGGAAGAAAGGAGAAUCCCGUUAAACAUGACUGAAAAUGGGAAUGUUUGCGUCGAGUAUACCUAUGUGGAGGACGGGGUGAGGGAAUGUAUGAGAACAGGGGAAGUGAUGGUGGGAUCAGGGGAAAAAACGGAGAUUGAUGAUGAUUGUGGCGUAGCAAGUGAAGAUGGAAGGAGUAGUAAUGCUGGAAGCUGGGAUUACCAUGACCCUUACAUGGCUAGAAGAUGGGCUAAACAUUUGCAUGCCUACAGACUAUGAAAACACACUAAAAGGCCCUUGAUUACACAAGUCUAUUAUUGUUUUUUUUUUCCGUCCUCUGUAAUUUGUAGGUAUAGUUGUUCAUUUGUGUAUGUUUUUACUUUUUACCUAAUAGAUACUUUGAGCUGUGAAAAGUCGGACAUUCCUUGUAAAAGAGAAACAUGCACAGCGUUGUGUGAUUGCCGUUCUUGGUUAUACCUAUCUUAGACUUUACUUUUCAGCUUAAUGGGUGGAAGUGGAGGCCUUGUACUUUUUCUAGUUCAAGAAGACUUGUUGCAGUCUUUUCAAAUUUCAA
This is a messenger RNA of Erigeron canadensis, 1985 nucleotides long. RefSeq names its product E3 ubiquitin-protein ligase WAV3-like. Bases 170 to 1690 code for a protein of 506 amino acids. The record is from RefSeq and is a predicted model, not a curated record. Lineage: Eukaryota; Viridiplantae; Streptophyta; Magnoliopsida; Asterales; Asteraceae. The transcript has 3 exons.